Messenger RNA from Pogonomyrmex barbatus (red harvester ant), 995 nucleotides. RefSeq lists its product as uncharacterized. NCBI's taxonomy places the organism in Eukaryota, Metazoa, Arthropoda, Insecta, Hymenoptera, Formicidae. The record is from RefSeq and is a predicted model, not a curated record.
AAGCGUGCCCGACGUGGUAUCCGCGGCAUCCGCGGUCGGUUUGUCGUCGAGGAAUCAACGGCGGAUCGGUUAGUUCGCGGUUGCUCGUUGCACCGUUCAUUCCUUCUCCCUACGCCAUACCCAUAUUAAUUUAAUUUCCCGCAGGUUGUUUCCAUAACGAACUCUAAAAUCCCACAUCCCGAGAGAGAACGGGAGUGUACAAAAGACGUGGACACGGGCAACGGAAGAGGUAUGUCGUGACGACUAUAGCGCUCGUCGUGACCCAUCGUCUCUCCCGUCGACCCCCGGAAAGAGUGAGUCGCUUCAUCGUCCGAUUCGAAUGUUUCUGCGAUUUGGAAAAAACGUUUCGUCGGGCAUUCCGUGAUUUGGGAAAAAACCAGCCGGUGCGCGAUGACGUCUUGACGAAGAAAUAGGGUGAGAUAGGCGAAAGAGUGAGAUCGUGGACGAAAAUCUGCGUGCGUGAGAUUCCGUCAGUGGAUUUCCGGCGUGAGUCCGUUCUUCAUGAACGCGAGGAAAGAUGCUGUCGAGAGUUAACCUGGUCACAAUUCUGCUGACCUUGAAUUGCGUCAGCCGCGCGAUUGAGCACUCGAAAUCGCCGCAGGAGAAACAGCAGGACGAAGAGAGAGCCGUCACUUCCGGCAAGAAGAUUCUCAGGCAUACGUACGACAAUGUCAUGUCCGAGAGUUCUAUUUCCUUGGCCGAUGGUCGCAAUGUCAGAGAUAACUUCUGGCUUGAUAUUCAUAGUUUAAUUGAUCAAGGCAACCAUAAAGCACAUAGUAAGACUGAAGCGAAGGAUCGAGACGGAGCACGACGUAAGAAACGAAAGGCUAGCCGUACCAUGCUGGCAUUACUAAUGGCAUACAAACUCAAAUUUAUCGCUCUGAUCCCGACGAUACUCGGAGGUUUACUCCUUCUCAAAGGAACGACAUUACUUGCGGGAUUCUUUUUCGCCCUGUUUGCCGCCGUUCUUGGUCUGAAGGUGCAACAUUGACAAC